Molecule: messenger RNA, 287 nt
Organism: Dentiscutata heterogama
Lineage: Eukaryota; Fungi; Glomeromycota; Glomeromycetes; Diversisporales; Gigasporaceae
Source: the annotation of a GenBank genome assembly
AUUUUCGAGUAAAGAAAUUGAAAGAAUUGAGGGAGAGUGUAGAAAAUAUAUUUGGAUAUUACUUAAAUGAAGUAGUAAUUCCAGAACCUAAAAGUGACAUAAAUUCCGAAUAUGAAGAUGGUCAGUCAAGCGACGCAGAUUAUACUUCUUUAGAAGAUGACCAAAGUGAUCAGUUGCACAUAAGCUCAGAAAAUGAAGAUGUUCAGUCAGAUGAAGAUGAGACGGAGUAUAUUUCUUUAGAAGAUAACCUAUCAGAUUAUCUAUCAGAUUUAUAUGAUGAAUCCUAG